CGUUCUCAAGGGCGGCCGUUCCCCGCCCUGCCCUGACCCCGGGGGCCGCGGUCUGAACUCUGGUCUGGAGGAGUCGUCCCCGACCUUGGUCAGAAAUGGGGAACGUGCAGUCGGAGCCGUCCGCAGGCGGGGGCUCCCGGAAAGAGCAGGCCCCCGACCGCGCCCCUGACUCCCGUCGGACGUCCCUGGUGGAGCCCGAGGUGACAGCCGCCUCCCCGGCCAUGCGCCUGGCUCGCGGGCUGGGCGUUUGGUUCCCCACCAGCUCCGCGCCCCCGGGACUCCUGGUCCCCCCCGCGCCCCAGGCCACCCCGCCGCCCCUCACCCUGCCCCUGGACCUACACUCGCCCGUGACGGCCCCCUGCGAGGCGGCGGCGGCGGCCGCGGUCUCCACACCACCCGCCGCCCCCGCGGGGAGUCUGCUGCCCGCGCCAUCCAAGUGGCGCAAACCCGCGGGCGCGCCGGUGCCCCGGAUCCGCAGCCUGCUGGACGCGAGCCACCGCGGCCAGGGCGACCCUCCGAGCCUCCGCCCGCUGCCGCCGCCACCCAGGCCGCCGACCCAGGAGGACGCGGGCCCCGCCGCGAGGGCUCCGUCCCCGCCGCCGCCGCCCGCCGAGGCGCGGAAGCCGCCCCCGCCGCCCCCUCCCGACCGGCAGCCUGCAGGCCGCACAGUCACCCCCGCGCCGCCCGCGCCCGCCGCCGGCCCCGCAGACAGCCCGGCCGCGCCCCGCAGCCAGGGCCAGGCGGCCGGCCCGCUGCGCAGAGGGCCGCUUCCCCAGGCCGGAGAGGGCGAGCGGGCCCGCGCCGCCGCUGCGGAGGCCGGCCUCAGCCUCCUGUGCAAAGUGACCAUCAAGCCCGGCACGCCUCUGCCUACUACUGCGGCAGCGUCGAGCGCCUUGGCCGCCAAAACCCCGCCGGGCGGCGGCGGCGGGGGCGGCGGGCCCUUCUCUGCGGCCGCGGGCGCCAUCUCCUACGCCCAGGUCCUGAAGCAAGGGCCCCCGGCUGCUGCGCCCGCCGGCCCCUCGGCAGGGGCCCCGCGGGGAGCCCAGGAGGCAGAGGGCGGAGAUGGAGACGGCGAGGGCGGCGCCGGGCCCCCCUCGGCGCCCGCGUCCCACGCCCGGACGCUGCCGCCCCCUCCCUACACCACCUUCCCAGGCUCCAAGCCCAAGUUUGACUGGGCGAGCCCCCCCGACGGCCCCGAACGCCACUUCCGCUUCAACGGGGCGGGCGGCACCGUCGGGGCACCCCGACGGCGCGCGGCCGCGCUCUCAGGGCCGUGGGGCUCCCCGCCACCGCCUCCCGGCCAGACACACCCCGCCGCCGGCCCCCGGAGGCCCGCGGCCGCCCUGCUGGCGCCGCCCAUGUUCAUCUUCCCGGCGCCCCCCCACGGCGAGCCUGUGCGCCCCGCGCCCCCCGGCCCGCAGGAAGGGCCCGCGCCGCGGCCGCCCCCGCCGGCUCCCGCGCCGCCGCCCGCCGCCCCGCCCCCGCCGCAGCCGCCCGCGCUCCAGCCUCCGCCGCCGCCCGCGGCGCGCCCGCCCACCCCGGGCCCGGGCCCCGUGGAGUCGCCUCUGGCCCCGGCCCCGGUCCCGGCCGUGCCCCCGGAACCAGCCCCGGGCCCGCCUCCGGUUCCAUCCCCGGCUCCAGCUCCCACCCUGCCUGAGCCAUCGCCGCCUGCUCCCGCGCCCGUCAAGACCCGCACGCGAAGGAGCAAGGGUUGCCGCGCAGCCCGGGGCGCACCGCGCGAGGAUGGCGCGCCUGGAGAUGGUCCUCGCCAAAGGACUGCAGCCACCGGGACGCACAGAGGCGGCGGAAGGGGUGGUGGCGGCAGGGCCCCUCUGGCAGGGACGGCCAACACCAGCGCUGCGCGCCACUGGCCGCCCUUCCAGGUGCUUAACUCUUGUCCCUGCAAGUGUUACUGCCGCCACCAGCCGCGCCAUCGCCGCCUGCCACGCAACGUGUCUGCCUGGCUGAGCACACCCACCAACCACCUGAGCGAGCCACCCUGCAUCUCCACCAUCAAGCUCGAGGGCUUCCUGGUUGCAGGGCUGGAGCACUUCAAUUUGCAGGCCGCCCAUUCCAGCUGAGGCGGUCUGGGCAAUGCCCUCCACCUUCCCUCCUGGACAAUAAAAUAACCAUCCGCGUGCCUAGCUGCCUGUCAGUCACCGCGGGCCAGGGUGGGAUAGGAGGGGCCAGCAGAGCUCCUGGAAAGACAGGAGGCUGGACCCAGAGCAGUAGUCACGGAGGUUCCCUUCACCUGGCAUCUGGAUGGAGGGGCCCAGGGAUGAGAAGGUUCAUCCCCCUAUUAUCACUGUAAUGAUAGUGAUCCGGAGCGAAGCUGAAGGGUUCGGUACAAUCACUUGGAAAGGAAUGGGCCAUUUCCCUUUUCACAGCUGGGGAACUGACUGGGAGGCUUUCUUGAAAUCCCACAUUCAGUAAAGGGUUUAACCAGAUUUGGACUCGGCCUUCAGUGCCUUCUCACAAACUUCAGGACAGGAAACAGGUGGGAGAGGCGAGGUCAGAAGCCACAGCACUGGCUCAGGCAGGGUGGGGCCAGGGGAAGCCCACGCCACGCUCCGUUGCAGAGAUCUCACCUGGGAGCCCACAGACAGCCUCCAUUUCACGUCAUUUCACGCACUGGUUUAAUUCGUUGCAAACAUCUUUUCAAGUGAGGAUCUUCAACCUCCUUCACGAAAACAGCAGUGCCUCGGCCUGGCCUUCCUGUGUGUCCACAGCUGGCUGCCAAGCCCCUGGAGACCUUGAGUAACAGCCAGCCGACAGAGGCUGACUGAUGGAGGGCUCCCAAGCUUCCAAGUUCUUCAAAGAUAAGAACUCCUGGGCCUCCCUGGUGGCGCAAGGGGUUAAGAUGCAACCUAUGAAGCUAUCCACGGCCACUGCAGCACAAGUUCGAUCCCUGGCCAGGGAGCUGACCCACACCGCGCAGCAGACCUCUCCUGUCUCACCCACUGCUCCCCUCAGCAGUUUAAUUUCAGUCAAUCUGUUCCCCACUCUGUCUCUGGUGAAUCCUUUCACCACCACCCCAUACCUCUGACCUGUACCCCAGUUCUUGUAUACAUAAAUCUUUAAAAAAGAUAAAAAGGUAAGAACUCUCCCCACCAUUCCACCCAGGCAGACCAGAGCCCAGGAGAAAGACGGUCAAUCCAUUUUUAUUGGAGGAAACCUGCACUGUGCCCACUUUAAACAAUGCAAGCCUCGCUCCACGCCUGGCGGCUCAGACGAUCAUCUCCAGCUGCCGCGCAUACUCGAUGACCUGCUUGGCCAGCUCCGUGGAGGGAAUGGUGGUGUCCUCCGGCUUCUGCUGCUGGCUGGCGAAGCUGUAGUAGUUGUUGUGGCCGAGGACCCACCCUCGCUGCAGAAGGGAGGCAGGAGAUGGGUGUGAGGGUCACACAGGGCCCCUCUGCACCCCACAAAGCCAGCACUUGGGUCUUGGUUCACUUUCCUCACCAACUGACUCUACCUGAACAACCCCAGGCAAGUGACUUCACCUCUCUGUGCCUCAGUUUCUCUACCUUUCAGAUGGGAGCCCUAAUCACAAACUUCUCAGUCUGCUGUGAGGAUUCAGUGAAUCAACACCUUUGAAGUGCACACAGGAGUCCAUGGUCCAGAAUAGAUGAGUAAUAAACAUCAGCUGCUGGGCCUCCCUGGUGGCGCAAGCGGUUAAGUGCAGCACUGUGAAGCUAUCUGCAGUCAAUGCAGCAAGAGUUCGAUCCCUGGCCGGCCAGGGAGCAACCCACAUGGCACAGCACACCUCGCCUGUCUCACCCGUUGCUCCCCUCGGCAGUGUAUUUCAGCCUGCCUGUUCUGUUGCCCACUCUCUCUGGUGAAUCUUCGCAGCCCCUGGCACCUCUGGCCAGUACCCCAGUUCUUGUAUG
Molecule: messenger RNA, 3887 nt
Organism: Talpa occidentalis (Iberian mole)
Lineage: Eukaryota; Metazoa; Chordata; Mammalia; Eulipotyphla; Talpidae
Product: gametogenetin-like
Exons: 5
Coding region: 96-2081 (661 amino acids)
Biological process (GO): double-strand break repair; gamete generation
Molecular function (GO): ubiquitin protein ligase binding
Source: RefSeq, a predicted model, not a curated record